Messenger RNA from Lactuca sativa (garden lettuce), 946 nucleotides. RefSeq names its product oil body-associated protein 2A. The record is from RefSeq and is a predicted model, not a curated record. Lineage: Eukaryota; Viridiplantae; Streptophyta; Magnoliopsida; Asterales; Asteraceae.
UCAACCUCAUACUUUCAUACACCUUCAACAAAACGUAACAAAGUUACCCUCUUUCUCGAUCCCCCAUAUGGCUUACACUCAACCAACAAACGGUGCCGGCGUCGAGAAAAAUGGCAUCCCGCCGGGAAAGCCAAUGUCAAUAGGGACACACAUGUUGGACAAAGGAGCUAAGAUGCUGCAGUCGUUGAAACCCAUAAAGCAGAUGAGUCAACAUGCAUGCACUUUUGCUUUAUACAGUCAAGACAUGUCUCGACAGAUCGAGACUCAUCAUUACAUCACACGAAUCAACCAGGAUUUCCUCCAGUGCGCCGUUUAUGACUCCGACGACUCCUCCGGCAGACUCAUAGGGGUGGAAUACAUAGUCUCUGAUCGUAUUUUUGAUACUCUGUCACCUGAUGAACAGAAACUAUGGCACUCUCAUGCUUAUGAGAUACAAUCAGGGCUUCUAGUGCACCCACGAAUCCCAGAAAUGGUUGCCAAACCGGAGCUCGAAAACAUGGCCAAAACCUAUGGGAAGUUUUGGUGCACAUGGCAAACCGAUAGAGGUGAUAAGCUGCCGAUUGGGCCACCGUCGUUAAUGAUGUCACCACAGGAGGAGGAGAUUGCGAAGGUUAAGCCGGAGUUGGUGGAAAAGAGAGACGAUAAGUACAAUAUAUCGACUGCUGCUAUUCGGGGUUCGAGAACUGAUAUCAUGGGGCUCGGGAAGUUGAAUCCCAUGGCAGAUUACUGGAGAGAGCAUAAGAAGUGUUUUGGUAUCGAUGUCGAAAGUGCAGAGAUGAAGAAGUUGACAACGUUUCCAUAAGUUUUAAGUUGUAGUAAUUUGGCAUAUAUGAUGUGUAUAUAUGAAUUUCUGGAAUGAGUUGCUGUAUGUGGGGUUGUCCUUAUACAGUGAAAGGAGUUUCAGACGCAAUAAAUUUGAAUAAAUUAAUACUUUGUGUGUUAAAAA